Molecule: messenger RNA, 663 nt
Organism: Peromyscus leucopus (white-footed mouse)
Lineage: Eukaryota; Metazoa; Chordata; Mammalia; Rodentia; Cricetidae
Product: ATP-binding cassette sub-family G member 3-like
Exons: 6
Coding region: 1-648 (215 amino acids)
Cellular component (GO): plasma membrane
Molecular function (GO): ATP hydrolysis activity; ATP binding
Source: RefSeq, a predicted model, not a curated record
AUGAGGCAGUCUCACAAACCAAAGGAUCUUCCAUCCACCUGCUCAGAACUCUCAGGCUCAGCAGUCAUCCACAGGAGCCAUGUCAUUCCCGUUUUCAUAACAUCAGCUAUCGAGAGACAGUGCAGAGUGGCUUGCCAUUUCGUAAAAAAACAGAGAAAGAAAGACUAUCUUAAUGUCAAUGGGAUCAUGAGACCUGGCCUCAAUGCUAUCAUGGGACCUGAGGAUGGGAGCAGAUCUUGGUUAUUGGAUGUCUUAGCUGCAAGGCAAGAUCCACGUGGAUUAUUAGGAGAUAUUUUGAUAAAUGGGAAACCUCGACCUGCUAAUUUCAAAUGUACUUCUGGUUAUGUACCACAAAAAGACGUGGUGAUGCACACAGUGACUGUGAGAGACAAUAUAGAGUUCUCAGCAGCUCUUCGACUCCCAAUGACUGUAACAAGAGAUGAAAGAAGGCGGCGAAUUGAUGAGGUCCUUGAACUUCUGCAUCUGGAUAAAGUGGCAAAUGUCCAGCCUAGAUCUAAGGAACUCAGGAAAAGGACCAGUAUAGCAAUGGAGCUGGUCACCGAGCAUCCCAUUCUUUUCUUGGACGAUCCCACCACUGACUUAGACUUGGUAACCACAAUAGAUGUCAUCUUGGAUAUGAAAAGGUAAGUUCCAAAGGAAAAU